This is a messenger RNA of Coregonus sp. 'balchen', 7561 nucleotides long. The record is from the annotation of a GenBank genome assembly. Lineage: Eukaryota; Metazoa; Chordata; Actinopteri; Salmoniformes; Salmonidae.
GGCUGUGUGUCACUGUGGAAUGAGAGGAGUCGGGGCUCCAGUAGACAGAGCAGUGUCCCACUACCUGGAGAGCCAGCCUGUCUCUUCUACAGACACAUGGACAACCCAGCAGUGAGUGGCCGAUCAAACUCAACACACACUAACAAUUGUGCAUAGGAUCAACCUGGACUCAGGAAUAGAUGUAACAUAGUAAAUGUAAAUCCGGGACACUCCAAUUAGUAUAUGUUACGUUUCGUAUGGUAUGUAUUAAUUUGUGGAUGUCCAUCAUCCAUUUCUUAUGAUAUGUUACGAAUUUGCUAAACGUAUUAUAUGUUACGAAUUCCAAUUUGUUGUGGCUACAGUUAGCGAGGUGGCUAACUUUAGCGAGUUGGCUAACGUUAGCUAGGCUAGGGGUUAAGCUUAAGAGUAAGGUUAGGGGAAGGGUAAGCUAACAUGCUAAGUAGCUAAAAGGUAGUAAGUAGUUGUAAAGUUGAACACGCUGCCUUUGGAUUGCUAGACAUUUGCGCUAUACGCCCACUGCUUAAGUUGUCCGUGAUGAGAUUCGAACACGCAAACUUUAGAUUGCUAGACGUUCGCGUUAUAUACGCCCACCCAUCCACCCCGACCAAACACCCUACUUUCAUUUUUGCCUUAAGUCAUCUUCUGUCUUAAGUAACCAUACCAAACAAUACAUAUCAAACUAAUUUGAGUGUCCCGGAUAUAUGUUUACUGUGUUACGUCUAGUCUAUGAGACCAGUCUGAUAGGAUACACUUAAUGUAAGUAAGCCUUGUCCAACCCAGAACGGGGCAGGAACCUAUUCUUGGACGCUAGUCUGUCUCAGAACGCUAUUCAAUCGCAGGGCCUUAACCCCAAGUCAGCCCGAUAUUUGCUAUGACUCGAUCAGGGAUCAAACCCUCAACCUUCCAAUCUCAGAAUGCACACUAACAACACAUUUCAUGCACCUAUCUGGUGUACAGUGCAUUCGGGAAGGUAUUCAGACCCCUUGACUUUUCCCACAUUUUGUGACGUUACAGCCUUACUCUAAAAUGGAUUACAUAAAACAUUUUCCUCAUCACAAUACCCCAAAAUGACAAAGCAAAAACAGGUUUUUAGAAUUAAAAAUAAAUACCUUAUUUACAUACACUACCAGUCAAAAGUUUGGACACACCUACUCUUUCAAGGGUUUUUAUUUAUUUGUACUAUCUUUUACAUUGUAGAAUAAUAGUGAAGACAUCAAAACUAUGAAAUAACACAUAUGGAAUCAUGUAGUAACCAAAAAAGUGUUAAACAAGUCAGCUUUGCACACUCUUGGCAUUCUCUCAACCAGCUUCAUGAAGUAGUCACCUGGAAUGCAUUUCAAUUAACAGGUGUGCCUUCUUAAAAGUUAAUUUGUGGAAUUUAUUUCCUUCUUAAUGCGUUUGAGCCAAUCAUUUGUGUUGUGACAAGGUAGGGGGGGUAUACAGAAGAUAGCCCUAUUUGGUAAAAGACCAAGCCCAUAUUAUGGCAAGAACAGCUCAAAUAAGCAAAGAGAAACAACAGUCCAUCAUUACUUUAAGACAUGAAGGUCAGUCAGUACGGAGAUUUUCAAGAACUUUGAAAGUUUCUUCAAGUGCAGUCGCAAAAACCAUCAAGCGCUAUGAUGAAACUGGCUCUCAUGAGGACAGCCACAGGAAUGGAAGACCCAGAGUUACCUCUGCUGCAGAGGAUAAGUUCAUUAGAGUUACCAGCCUCUCAAAUUGCAGCCCAAAUUAAUGCUUCACAGAGUUCAAGUAACAGACACAUCUCAACAUCAACUGUUCAGAGGAGACUGCGUGAAUCAGGCCUUCAUCAAUCAAUCAAUCAAUCAAAUGUAUUUAUAAACCCCUUUUUACAUCACCAGAUGUCACAAAGUGCUAUACAGAAACCCAGCCUAAAACCCCAAACAGCAAGCAAUGCAGAUGUAGAAGCACGUGGCUAGGAAAAACUCCCUAGAAAGGCAGAAACCUAGGAAGAAACCUAGAGAGGAACCAGGCUCUGAGGGGUGGCCAGUCCCCUUCAUACUGUGCCGGGUGGCGAUUAUAACAGUACAUGGCCAUUAAGGCCAGAUUUUUCUCCAAGAUGUUCAAAUGUUCAUAGAUGACCAGCAGGGUCAGUACAUCAGGAGUAAAUGUCACUUGGCUUUUCAUAGCCAGGCAUUUAGAGGUUGAAAUAGCAGGUGCGGUAGAGAGAGAGAGUUGAAAACAGCAGGUCUGUGACAAGGUAGCACGUCCGGUGAACAGGUCAGGGUUCCAUAGCCGCAGGCAGAAGAGUGGAAACUGGAGCAGCAGCACGACCAGGUGGACUGGGGACAGCAAGGAGUCAUCAGGCCAGGUAGUCCUGAGGCAUGGUCCUAGGGCUCAGGUCCUCCUGGGAGGGGAGGGAGAGAGAGAGAAUUAGAGGGAGCAUACUUAAAUUCACACAGGAUUUGGUCGAAUUGCUGCAAAGAAACCACUACUGAAGGACACCAAUAAGAAGAGACUUGCUUGGGCCAAGAAACACGAGCAAUGGACAUUAGACCGGUGGAAAUGUGUCCUUUGGUCUGGAGUCCAAAUUUGAGAUUUUUGGUUCCAACCGCCGUGGCUUUGUGAGACGCGGUGUGGGUGAACAGAUGAUCUCCGCAUGUGUAUUUCCCACCGUAAAGCAUGGAGGAGGAGGUGUUAUGGUGUGGGGGUGCUUUGCUGGUGACACUGUGAUUUAUUUAGAAUUCAAGGCACACUUAACCAGCAUGGCUUUCACAGCAUUCUGCGGUGAUACGCCAUCCCAUCUUGUUUGGGCUUAGUGGGACUAUCAUUUGUUUUUCAACAGGACAAUGACCCAACACACCUCCAGGCUGUGUAAGGGCUAUUUUACCAAGAAGGAGAGUGAUGGAGUGCUGCAUCAGAUGACCUGGCCUCCACAAUCCCCUGGCUCAACCCAAUUGAGAUGGUUUGGGAUGAGUCGGACCACAGAGUGAAGGAAAAGCAGCCAACAAGUGCUCAGCAAAUGUGGGAACUCCUUCAAGACUGUUGGAAAAGCAUUCCAGGUGAAGCUGGUUGAGAGAAUGCCAAGUGUGCAAAGCUGUCAUCAAGUUAAAGGGUGGCUAUUUUGAAGCUGGUUGAGAGAAUGCCAAGAGUGUGCAAAGCUGACUUGUUUAACAAUUUUUUGGUAACUACAUGAUUACAUAUGUGUUAUUUCAUAGUUUUGAUGUCUUCACUAUUAUUCUACAAUGUAGAAAAUAGUAAAAAUAAAGAAAAACCCUUGAAUGAGUAGGUGUGUCCAAACUUUUGACUGGUACUGUAAGUAUUCAGACUCUUUGCUAUGUCGCUCGAAAUUGAGCUCAGGUGCAUCCUGUUUCAAUUGAUCAUCCUUGAGAUGUUUCUACAACUUGAUUGGAGUCCUCCUGUGGUAAAUUCAAUUGAUUGGACAUUAUUUGGAUAGGCACACACCUGUCUAUAUAAGGUCCCACAGUUGACAGUGCAUGUCAGAGCAAAAACCAAGCCAUGAGGUCGAAGGAAUUGCCGUAGAGCUCAGAGACAGGAUUGGGUCGAGGCACAGGGGGAAGGGUACCAAAAUAUAUCUGCAGCGUUGAAGGUCCCCAAGAACACAGUGGCCUCCAUCAUUCUUAAAUGGAAGAAGUUUGGAAGCACCAAGACUCUUCCUAGAGCUGGCCGCCCGGCCAAACUGAGCAAUCGGGGAGAAGGGCCUUGGUCAGGGAGGUGACCAAAAACCGAAUGGUCACUGACAGAGCUCCAGAGUUCCUCUGUGGAGAUGGGAGAACCUUCCAGAAGGAAAACCAUAUCUGCAGCACUCCCCCAAUCAGGCCUUUAUGGUAGAGUGGCCAGACAGAAGCCACUCCUCAGUAAAAGGCACAUGACAGCCUGCUUGGAGUUUGCCAAAAGGCACCUAAAGGACUCUCAGACCAUGAGAAACAAGAUUCUCUGGUCUGAUGAAACCAAGAUUGAACUCUUUGGCUUAAAUGCCAAGCGUCACGUCUGGAGGAAACCUGGCACCAUCCCUACGGUCAAGCAUGGUGGUAGCAUCAUUCUGUGGGGAUGUUUUUCAGACUGGGGAGAAGGUUCCCCUUCCAACAGGACAACGACCCUAAGCACACAGCCAAGACGUCCUGAAGCCACUCCUGCGUUAAGUCUCUUAAUGUCCUUGAGUGGCCCAGCCAGAGCUCGGACUUGAACCCGAUCGAACAUCUCUGGAGAGACCUGAAAAUAGCUGUGCAGCAACGCUCCCCAUCCAACCUGACAGAGCUUGAGAGGACCUGCAGAGAAGAAUAGGAGAAAUUCCCCAAAUACAGGUGUGCUAAGCUUGUAGCGUCAUACCCAAGAACAUUCGAGGUUGUAAUCGCUGCCAAAGGUGCUUCAACAAAGUACUGAGUAAAGGGUCUGAAAACGUAUGUAAAUGUGAUAUUUCCGUUAAAAUAAUAAAUAAAUAAAUUACAUAAAUUUAUAAAAACCAGUUUUUGCUUUGUCAUUAUGGGGUAUUGUGUGUAGAUUGAUGAGGGAAAAAAACAAUUUAUUAAAUUUUAGAAUAAGGCUGUAACAUAACAAAAUGUGGAAAAGGUCAAGGGGUCUGAAUACUUUCCGAAUGCACUGUAUAUGGAACUUUAAGGUGUGUUUCAACAAUAUUUUAAUUGCUUCUGAAGUCAGAGUGAAACACUUAGAUAUGCACCUCAGCAAUUACAGCAGAUUCUUUAAAGGAUAUUAUUGUUUUCUUUUUGUAGGUUCUAAUAUGCCAAAGCACUUGUUACAUUGCUGAGGACCAGCUGUUUCAAUGGACAGAAAAGGUAAUGCUCUUGUGAUUGUAUUGUCGUCUUGUAGAGGUUGAUGCCCACUGCUUGAUAUGAAUACAUUACGCAGAUGUAAGGUUAUAAUUGGGGAGCUAUGGUGUCCAAAAACCAUUUGUCAGCAAUGGCUAAAGGUCUCUCACUGUCUGCUUUUCUCCCUCCUUCCCUCUGUACUAGGUGUUUGGCUGACUCCAGAAUAGAGGGCUCAAUGUGAUGGUGCUUUCAGACAGCCCUGUGGCUGAGUACAAAACGCCAGACUACCUCUACGGUAGCACCAUCCCCUUCCUACGCUCCUUCAAGAGCAGUGCCUACAAAAGCCAGGCCCUCUGCCCUGCAGUAGAGCAGCCCAACAUCCUCACUGGACUGCCAGCUGCAGGUACCGCCAUACUGUCUCUGCUCUCCAUGGGUUCAGGAAAAACGUCAUGAUCAUUCUUGGAUUAUUUUCACACAGAAUGACCCAAAUUGUAAAAUUAAUCUCUAUUCUUUCCUCAGUACUGAGCCACUGCCAAGUCCAUCAGAUUCCAGCUGUUCUGUACCAAUGUUACACUGAUGUCAUCAGCCCGGACUCAGUCACCAUGGAAACCUGCAAACCUGCUCUGACAAGUCUAAGCAAGUUGGUUAAAGUGAGUACUGUACACAGGAGGCUGCUGAGGGGAGGAUGGCUCAUAAUUCCUGGAACAGAGUGAAUGGAAUAGCAUCAAACACAUAGAAACCAUGUGUUUGAUGUAUUUGGUACCAUUCCACUAAUUCUGCUCCAGGCAUUACCACGAGCCGUCCUCCCCAAUUAAGGUGCCACCAACCUCCUGUGGGACUGUACAGUAUCCAAUAUCCCAGUAUCAUACAGUGAGGGAAAAAAGUAUUUGAUCCCCUGCUGAUUUUGUAACUUUGCCCACUGACAAAGAAAUGAUUAGUCUAUCAUUUUAAUGGUAGGUUUAUUUGAACAGUUAGGCCCUCUGUAGCUCAGUUGGUAGAGCAUGGCGUUUGCAACGCCAGGGUUGUGGGUUCGUUCCCCACGGGCGGCCAGUAUGAAAAAAGUAUGAAAAUGUAUGCACUCACUAACUGUAAGUCGCUCUGGAUAAGAGCGUCUACUAAAAUGUAAAAUGUAACAGUGAGAGACAGAAUAACAACAAAAAAAUCCAGAAAAACGCAUGUCAAAAAUGUUAUAAAUUGAUUUGCAUUUUAAUGAGGGAAAUAAGUAUUUGACCCCCUCUCAAUCAGAAAGAUUUCUGGCUCCCAGGUGUCUUUUAUACAGGUAACGAGCUGAGAUUAGGAGCACACUCUUAAAGGGAGUGCUCCUAAUCUCAGCUUGUUACCUGUAUAAAAGACACCUGUCCACAGAAGCAAUCAAUCAAUCAGAUUCCAAACUCUCCACCAUGGCCAAGACCAAAGAGCUCUCCAAGGAUGUCAGGGACAAGAUUGUAGACCUACACAAGGCUGGAAUUUGCUACAAGACCAUCGCCAAGCAGCUUGGUGAGAAGGUGACAACAGUUGGUGUGAUUAUUCGCAAAUGGAAGAAACACAAAAGAACUGUCAAUCUCCCUCGGCCUGGGGCUCCAUGCAAGAUCUCACCUCGUGGAGUUGCAAUGAUCAUGAGAACGGUGAGGAAUCAGCCCAGAACUACAUGGGAGGAUCUUGUCAAUGAUCUCAAGGCAGCUGGGACCAUAGUCACCAAGAAAACAAUUGGUAACACACUACGCCGUGAAGGACUGAAAUCCUGCAGCGCCCGCAAGGUCCCCCUGCUCAAGAAAGCACAUAUACAUGCCCGUCUGAAGUUUGCCAAUGAACAUCUGAAUGAUUCAGAGGAGAACUGGGUGAAAGUGUUGUGGUCAGAUGAGACCAAAAUGGAGCUCUUUGGCAUCAACUCAACUCACCGUGUUUGGAGGAGGAGGAAUGCUGCCUAUGACCCCAAGAACACCAUCCCCACCGUCAAACAUGGAGGUGGAAACAUUAUGCUUUGGGGGUGUUUUUCUGCUAAGGGGACAGGACAACUUCACUGCAUCAAAGGGACGAUGGACGGGGCAAUGUACCGUCAAAUCUUGGGUGAGAACCUCCUUCCCUCAGCCAGGGCAUUGAAAAUGGGUCGUGGAUGGGUAUUCCAGCAUGACAAUGACCCAAAACACACGGCCAAGGCAACAAAGGAGUGGCUCAAGAAGAAGCACAUUAAGGUCCUGGAGUGGCCUAGCCAGUCUCCAGACCUUAAUCCCAUAGAAAAUCUGUAGAGGGAGCUGAAGGUUCGAGUUGCCAAACAUCAGCCUCGAAACCUUAAUGACUUGGAGAAGAUCUGCAAAGAGGAGUGGGACAAAAUCCCUCCUGAGAUGUGUGCAAACCUGGUGGCCAACUACAAGAAACGUCUGACCUCUGUGAUUGCCAACAAGGGUUUUGCCACCAAGUACUAAGUCAUGUUUUGCAGAGGGUCAAAUACUUAUUUCCCUCAUUAAAAUGCAAAUCAAUUCAUAACAUUUUUGACAUGUGUUUUUCUGGAUUUUUUUGUUGUUAUUCCGUCUCUCACUGUUCAAAUAAACCUACCAUUAAAAUUAUAGACUGAUAAUUUCUUUGUCAGUGGGCAAACGUACAAAAUCAGCAGGGGAUCAAAUACUUUUUUCCCUCACUAUAGGAGUGAUACAAUGAACACAUUUGUUUUCUUAAGAGCGGUGUGUAUCUUCCUUUUGCUGAUCUCUCGCUCUCCCUCCCUCCCCGCACCUUUAACCACCAGUUGGAGCCUUGUCCGAGUGCAGACGUCCUCCCAAAGGUUUGCCAAAAUCAACGAGGCUCAGAGUAACCUGUAUACC